AUGGCCGCCGACGAGCUGCCGUCCGUCGCCGUCCCCGGGCACGUCCUCGGCCCUGCCUCGAGAUACACCCCCGGCCCGGGCACGCACACGCACCAAGGCAACGUCGUCUCCUCGCUCCUCGGCCGAGUCCACGUCGCGGCGCCCGCCAAGGCCCCCGGCCCUGCGAAGCGGCUCAACAAGAUCACCGCCGCCGCGGCGGAGGAGCUGCCCACCGUCUCCGUCGCCAGGCACGGCCGCAGGCGCGAGAUCCUGCCCGACGUGAACAACGUGGUCCUGGCGCGGGUGGUGCGCCUGAUGCCCAAGCAGGCCAUUGUCGUGAUUCAGCAGGUGGGCGAUACCGUUCUCCAGACCGAGUGGCAGGGCGUGAUUCGCGUCCAGGACGUGCGCGCCACGGAGAAGGACAAGGUCAAGAUGUACGAGUCGUUUAAGCCGGGCGACAUUGUCAAGGCCCAGGUGAUUUCGCUGGGAGACCAGGCGAAUUAUUACUUGUCCACGGCGUCCAACGAGCUGGGCGUCAUUAUGGCGGCGAGCGAGGCCGGCAACGACAUGGUGCCCGUGAGCUGGAAGGAGUACCGGGAUCCUGAGACGGGGUUGACCGAGCCGAGGAAGGUGGCGAAGCCUAGCUGA
Molecule: messenger RNA, 627 nt
Organism: Metarhizium brunneum ARSEF 3297
Lineage: Eukaryota; Fungi; Ascomycota; Sordariomycetes; Hypocreales; Clavicipitaceae
Gene: Exosc1
Product: Exosome complex component CSL4
Biological process (GO): RNA processing
Cellular component (GO): nuclear exosome (RNase complex); cytoplasm
Molecular function (GO): RNA binding
Source: RefSeq, a predicted model, not a curated record